Pseudoliparis swirei is the source of this 2258-nucleotide messenger RNA. RefSeq names its product NOP2/Sun RNA methyltransferase 6 (gene nsun6). Gene Ontology annotation, molecular function: RNA binding; methyltransferase activity. The record is from RefSeq and is a predicted model, not a curated record. The transcript has 12 exons. Bases 354 to 1742 code for a protein of 462 amino acids. Gene Ontology annotation, biological process: RNA methylation. Lineage: Eukaryota; Metazoa; Chordata; Actinopteri; Perciformes; Liparidae.
AGCACAAAACGCACAACUCAACAUAAUAAUAGUUUUAUAACAGAACAACACAUACGCUAUGGACAAAAAACAAAAAAAUGUCAAAAUAUUGGAUACACUAAUCCAAUAUUACAAAAUACAACUGAAUAAAUGCACCAGAUCAUACUUUUUCUCUUUAAAACCACUUUUAACUUGAGUCAUCCCAGUUAUGAUCAUUUUAAAUUCUGUGGGUAAAGUAUUAUAAUAACAGUUAUUAUAAGUAAUAGUAUUAUUGGUAGUUGUCGUAUAUAAGUCUCUGUACUGUGGGAAUAGGUCACUGCAGAGCGUUGUCCACUGCCUUUCUUCUUCGAAAUCUCUGCCAGACUAUUGAAGAAAUGUCUAUUUUUCCAAGGAUUUCCCUGAGGCCUGAAGUCACUGAAUAUCUCCGGAGUGUCUUCUUAAACAAGGAGGUGUUGGCUGCAGUCGGCCAUCAGGAGGCAGAGUGUCGUUUCCAGAAGCUACUCACAUGCCUGUCUCACCCUCCCUCGCACACUUGUGUUCGGGCCAGCACUCAUCUCGCUCCCCUGGAGGAGAUCCGACACAAGUUAGGAGAAGCGCUGCACAAGCAGAUGUGCAGCUCAUCAGCAGAGGACGUCUCCGUUCAGAUUCUUCCUCACCCGCGAAUUCCAGAUGUGCUGCUCCUCCCCGUCGAUGGCCCGAGACCUGUGAGGCAGCUCAGCUCCGAGGUGGUGGUCGGUGCUCAGUGCGGCAGCGCCGUGCUGAGAGGCGCUCACGUCUUCGUCCCGGGGAUCGUCGCCAGCCCCAAGUACAUGAAGGCGGGAGACGCGGUGUCCGUCCUCUCUGACUUGGAGGGUCGGUGCACCCGAGGAGCCACGAGCUUCCAGGGAAACCGAGUGUUUGUGGGGAACGGAGUCGCCCAAAUCGACCGCUCCAGCAUCUUCUGCUCAGCUGAACCGGCCAAAGGAAUAGGUGUUCGGAUGGUGGAGCCACUUUACCGGAGUCCUUCCUUCGAUGGUGUGCUCCCCAACAUGGCCUUCCUCCAGAACCUUCCCUCUGUGGUGGUGGGCCACGUCCUCGGGCCUCGUCCUGGAGAACGGAUCCUGGACAUGUGCGCCGCACCCGGAGGGAAGACCUGCCACAUCGCUGCACUCAUGAGGGAUCAGGGCGAGGUCGUGGCUCUGGAACGGAUCCGAAAUAAGAUCGAUCGAAUCCGUCAAAAUGCCCAAAUGUUGCAUUUGCGUUCAAUCAAAGUUUACUGCUUUAACAGCACGCGCGCUGUGAGCAGCGGCCCGAGGCAGGGAGCCGAAGGACCUCCCUUCCCUCCUGAAAGCUUUGACCGGGUUCUGCUGGACGCCCCCUGUAGCGGACUGGGUCAGAGACCCAUCAUGUCCUGCACCUGGAGCCUCCGGGUGAUCUGCUCCUACCAGCCGCUGCAGCGCAAGUUGUUCCACGCUGCGGUGCGGCUGUUGAAGAGAGGCGGGGUGAUGGUGUACAGCACCUGCACCGUCACGCUGGCGGAGAACGAGGAGCAGAUCGCCUGGGCCCUGGACACCUUCCCCUGCCUCACGCUGCAGCCGCAGGAGCCUCACAUCGGAGCAGAGGGCAUGCUGGGAGCCGGCCUGUCGCCGAAGCAGCUGCGCCUCCUCCAGAGGUUCAGUCCCGAGUUGAGCUGGGACCAGACGGGGACGCCGGGCCCCCCCCUCUCCUGCAGAGCCGACGGGGACACCAUCGGAUUCUUCAUCGCCAAGUUCCUGAAAAACUGAACGCAGGGCACUGUCCCCCCCCCCCCCCCCCGCCUCUCACACGAGACUGCAGACGGGAACAAUGGUGUUUAUGUUACAACACUUUGUGCGCUUUGCCGGGGCCGUGUCGACAAAGACGCUCUCCGUGCCGUUUACAGCAUCGGCCUCUGAGCAGCUGCUCUCUGGAAGUCUGCGGGCCAUAUAGGGACGAGCUUUAUAAACACCGAGGGAGGGGGAGGGGAGAGGGAGGGAAAGGGCACGUGGGGAUGGAGCCUGAAGGAGUUCUGGCAAAUGCAGCGGCGGCCGCUUGCAUCGCCAUAACAACGAUGACGACGCAGCUGCCACGGGGACGGCGGAGUCGCUGGAGCUCAGACGUCAGGAAGUAGCGUGCAGAACGAGGUCACGAGAGGUAUUAACGAUGGAGUGUGUGUGUGUGUGUGUGUGUGUGUAGCAGCGGCGCCUCUCGUGAAGACGUCUUCACGCCGCGCGGAGUCCAACCACCAGGACAUAAUUUCACAAUAAAAUGUCCUCCCCCGA